AUGGAAGAGCAAAAUUAUAUUAUUGUGUUUAUCCUAAUUUUAGUUAUUCCGUGGUCCUUGCAAGCCACAGGAAACGUUUCCACUACUAAGAAAAAGGAACCAAUAGUGCAUCAACCAAAUAGUACACAAAUACAAAUUCCAAUUGCAAAUCAAACAGUUACGCCAAAGCCAAAGUUGGCAGAAUUUAAAAUAGAUGCACACAAGACAAUCAGCAUUAGUAAAGAUGAUCUCAAUGAUCUGCUGGACGUUUAUAUGGAUAAAUUGGCCGAAAAUGCAGCGACCAUUCAGCAAAAAGACAACGCAAUUAAUCGAUUGCAAUCCAAGGAUAAAAUCGAUGACGAUCAGCUUAAGCAAUUUGAGGAACUAUCUACAGUAUGUAAAGCACAAAAUGUAUCUAUGGGACUGAUUUUAACCGAAAAAGACGAACAGAUCAAGAGUUUGCAAUUAAAUAGCAGCAUUUAUGAAACGCGAUUAAGAAGAAAACAACAUUUGCUGACAUUGUAUAAAAAACAAAAUGCAUCUAAUGCAGCAACGAUAAGCGAACUGAGAGCUAAAAUAAAAGCUUUGGAAUAUAGGAUCAGGGAGAGAAAAGAUGAUUUGCUUGCCGAUUGGGAGGCGGCUACAAAUAGUUGCUUGCCCUAUGGCAAAUCCUUGGGUAUCCACUUGAUACAGCUGCCAGAUUUUCGACCAUUUCUCGUGCCCUGCGAUGGUCUGUCUGCAGCUGGUGCCGGGUGGACGGUUAUCCAGCGACGCUACGAUGGAUCUGUUGACUUCUAUCGUAACUGGGAUGGUUAUCGCAAGGGAUUUGGUAAACUUAAUGGCGAGUUCUUUCUGGGCUUGGAGAAACUGCACAGAUUGACCACAUUUCAACCCCAUGAACUUUAUGUAUCGUUACGUUUGUUCAAUGGCACAAAACGAUUUGCUUUGUACGAUGACUUUGUUAUUGGCAGCGAGAAGGAGGGCUAUGAGAUGAAAUUGCUAGGUCAUUAUCAUGGCAAUGCGAGUGAUGCAAUGCGUACACAUGAUAAGAUGAAAUUCUCCACAUACGACAGAGACCACGAUGAGUUCACUCAUAUCAACUGUGCUGCAUAUCAUCAUGGUGCUUGGUGGUAUGAUUUUUGUUCCCGCAGUAAUCUCAAUGGCAAAUACUUUAAAAGACAAACGGAUAAUGCCGAGGGCAUUUUUUGGGAUCGCUGGUACAGCUUCAAAUCUUUGAAGUCUGUCCAGAUGCUUAUACGGCCAAAGAGCGCCAAGUUUAAUUAAUCCAUGAAAAGGAACUAUCAAUUAAUGUUAAUAAAAGAAAUAUAUUUCAUACAAUUUUGUAUUGUGGAUCAGUUGUCAAUUUGCCGCCGUUUGUUUGAUAAUUAUCUCGGCUGAGAAAUAAGCCACCCAAAACAUUUUGUAGCGUCUAAUAUUUCUACGCCCAUUAUUUCUCAUUAUUCUGUUUCUGCUACAGUGUAAAUUUUAUUUUUAUGUCUAGCUUAUAAUUUUGGAUUGUUAAAUUUGAUGGCAUUGUGUUUGUCAGAAGUCAUUUGAACAAUUAAUAUUCCAUUUUCUUGUAAUAAAUAAGCGAAAUCCAAUUCAGUUUAUGUAUCGUUCUAAAGAAAAGAACAAACGGAAA
Drosophila grimshawi is the source of this 1621-nucleotide messenger RNA. RefSeq names its product ryncolin-4. Bases 1 to 1263 code for a protein of 420 amino acids. NCBI's taxonomy places the organism in Eukaryota, Metazoa, Arthropoda, Insecta, Diptera, Drosophilidae. The transcript has 2 exons. The record is from RefSeq and is a predicted model, not a curated record.